AUGGAGGCUCUGCCAGGGAAAGCAGGCCAUAAGGACCUCAUUUUGAAGGCUCAGCUCUUUGGAGUGGCAUUGUCAGUGAAUAGGCGUGGAGCUAUUUCCUAUGACAGUUCUGAUCAGACUGCAUUGUACAUUCGUAUGCUAGGAGAUGUACGCGUAAGGAGCCGAGCAGGAUUUGAAUCUGAAAGAAGAGGUUCUCAUCCGUAUAUUGAUUUUCGUAUUUUUCACUCUCAAUCUGAAAUUGAAGUGUCUGUCUCUGCAAGGAAUAUCAGACGGUUACUGAGUUUCCAGCGGUAUCUUAGAUCUUCACGCUUUUUUCGCGGUACUACCGUUUCAAAUUCUCUAAACAUUUUAGAUGAUGAUUAUAAUGGACAAGCCAAGUGUAUGCUGGAAAAAGUUGGAAAUUGGAAUUUUGAUAUCUUUCUAUUUGAUAGACUAACAAAUGGAAAUAGUCUAGUAAGCUUAACCUUUCAUUUAUUUAGUCUUCAUGGAUUAAUUGAGUACUUCCAUUUAGAUAUGAUGAAACUUCGUAGAUUUUUAGUUAUGAUUCAAGAAGAUUACCACAGUCAAAAUCCCUACCACAAUGCAGUCCAUGCUGCAGACGUUACUCAGGCCAUGCACUGUUACUUAAAAGAACCUAAGCUUGCCAAUUCUGUAACUCCUUGGGAUAUCUUGCUGAGCUUAAUUGCAGCUGCCACUCAUGAUCUGGAUCAUCCAGGUGUUAAUCAACCUUUCCUUAUUAAAACUAACCAUUACUUGGCAACUUUAUACAAGAAUACCUCAGUACUAGAAAAUCACCACUGGAGAUCCGCGGUGGGCUUAUUGAGAGAAUCUGGUUUAUUCUCACAUAUGCCAUUAGAAAGCAGGCAACAAAUGGAGACUCAGAUAGGUGCUUUGAUACUAGCCACAGACAUCAGUCGUCAGAAUGAAUAUCUGUCAUUAUUUAGGUCCCAUUUGGAUAGAGGUGACUUAUGCCUAGAAGACACCAGACAUAGGCAUUUGGUUUUACAGAUGGCUUUGAAAUGUGCUGAUAUUUGUAACCCAUGUCGGACCUGGGAAUUAAGCAAGCAGUGGAGUGAAAAAGUAACAGAGGAAUUCUUUCAUCAAGGUGAUAUAGAAAAAAAGUAUCGUUUGGGUGUGAGUCCACUUUGUGAUCGUCAGACUGAAUCUAUUGCCAACAUACAGAUUGGUUUUAUGACUUACUUAGUGGAGCCUUUAUUUACAGAAUGGGCCAGGUUUUCAAAUACAAGACUAUCCCAGACAAUGCUCGGACAUGUGGGGCUGAACAAAGCCAGCUGGAAGGGACUGCAGCGAGAACAGUCCAGCAGUGAGGACGCUAACACUGCGUUUGAGUUGAACUCACAGUUAUUACCUCAGGAAAAUCGAUCAUCAUAAGACCCUCAGAACCAGUGGAACAGACUGCCUCCUGGAGGUUACUAGAAAUGUGAAAUGGGGUCUUGAGGCAAAUCUUCUUGGGAAGCCAAAUUAUGAUCAGCCGGUUGCUUGGUGAGCAUGGAUUCUGAGCAAGGGAAACAAGUUGCCUCAUGCAUCCAUCUCCCUAUGGGGAUACACCUGCUGAUAUUCAUGUUUGUGGACCAGGGUAUCCCCUAGCCCUGGACGAUGCUAGAGAUUUCUCUGCCAGUCGUUGCUCCUCCACAUCGGCUUCUGAUUGGCACAUCCAUUAGACACGUCAUCGCCUUCACCCGUGCUUCAGAUGAGCCUCCCUAGGCUCCACUCUGCCUCUGAGUGAUUGCUUACUUCUGCUCUGAUCCAUUAUGUUUGUCUUACAGUUUAAUACUCAGUGGACUAUCUUCUCAUUUACACAUUCUCAGGGGACACCUUGGUGUUGCUCCCAUUUCCUGCCUACACAUAUGAGGGUUCUUCAAAAAGUUCAUGGAAAGAUAUGUAUUCUCUUUUAUUUUUCCACUAACUCUUUGCAGUAUCGUCAGACAAAAAACCUCACUGAAAAGUUAUUUUGUUGUGUAUAUGUGGGAAUCACCUUCCACAGCCCUGGUUCUCAAAUAAGACCCAUAUUCCUUGAGCAUUGAUUUUUCUAGAAAAAUCUGAGGAAAUGGUUAAGUAUUUAGAAGAUCACAGUUUUUAAAAAGUAAUUAUGGAACAAUGAAAAUUCACAUGAAUUUUCAAGAUAAAACAGACUUCAAAAAAUUGUUGAGCAUGGAGCAGCCCUUUGGGUCUCUGGGCCCAACACUUGGGGGGGCGUCCCUGCUCUAGGGGUAAAGGUCCUUGGAGAGAAAAUUUUGACAAGUCCUAGGUUAAUGAAAAAAGAAAAAACUAUGGUUCCUGGUCAAUAUUUGUACUCAGCUGUAAAUGUGAUGGUUUAUAAUGAUCCUCUUUGUAUAAAAGAAGUAAAAAUUAUAUUUUAUGUCCUUUGCAAACCUGGAAAAUAUAUUUGUACCUGAGGUACAGAUUAGAGGUGCUAGUAAUUCCUUGAAGAUUCUGAAAAUGGUCUCUUUUUCCAAAAUGCUUUCUUGGCUUUUAAGCUUUCUAAUCUCUUAAAACUUUAAACCUUUCACAUCAGAGAUUUCCAAUGAAUUCAAGCAUGUAUAAAUAUUUAAUGUAUACAUAUUGUUUAAAUCCCUUCCCAAUCAGUAUCUCCUGAUUGAGAAAAUACACAAUGACCAAUAGCUAACAUGAAUUCAGUAUUGCUUUUGAAGAAAUGUGCAUAUUAAUCACCGUAGCAUCAGCAUACAUUGAAACAUAGUAAUAGAGGUAGGUGUAAGAUUUGCUCUGCAGCCAUUACUUGCUCAGGACCUGCAGAUGACUUGUGCAAUUUGGAAGGCUUCCAAGGGUCCACGGUCGCAGGGAGGAUGACCACUACUUGGAGGUGAGCUGAUGGAGGGCACACAGCGGACCUUCUCCAUCUUCCUGGUUCCUGUGCUCAGCAGAAAGUUGGCAUAAAUUGGGCCAUCAGUAAACACUUGUUGAACAAACUCAUUUGAAAUUAAUGUAUUCCCUUUUUAGCUAUCAGUAUAUGACUAAGAGAAAUUAUAUUGAAACUCAUCUGUGGUGAAGUCAUGUAGUAAACAAUAUCUGAGUUCCUGAUGUGUGCGGAGCAUGGCACUGGAUGUAAUAAAAAGGGUAUUAAAAAUUACAAACCAUG
Galeopterus variegatus (Sunda flying lemur) is the source of this 3118-nucleotide messenger RNA. RefSeq names its product phosphodiesterase 7A (gene PDE7A). The record is from RefSeq and is a predicted model, not a curated record. The coding region runs from base 1 to 1392 and encodes 463 amino acids. NCBI's taxonomy places the organism in Eukaryota, Metazoa, Chordata, Mammalia, Dermoptera, Cynocephalidae. The transcript has 14 exons. Gene Ontology annotation, molecular function: 3',5'-cyclic-AMP phosphodiesterase activity.